Drosophila novamexicana is the source of this 1712-nucleotide messenger RNA. Its product is annotated as sialin. Gene Ontology annotation, molecular function: transmembrane transporter activity. Lineage: Eukaryota; Metazoa; Arthropoda; Insecta; Diptera; Drosophilidae. The record is from RefSeq and is a predicted model, not a curated record. Bases 172 to 1560 code for a protein of 462 amino acids. The transcript has 7 exons. Gene Ontology annotation, biological process: transmembrane transport; monoatomic anion transport. Gene Ontology annotation, cellular component: plasma membrane.
CAGCUGGCGAUUUAGCUUCAUUCGUUCCGCGGCGUUCUCAGCUGUAGCAACAGUGCCCAAUCCCGCCAACUUCCACUCCCCCCACAUAGCCAGUGGCACAUCGGGCGCUCACCGCGUACCCAAAUUUGACAUUGACGUGUGGCACAACAACAACAACAACAACCUGCCAAAAUGGCUGUUAUGCCCUGCUUUUAUGUGCCGAAGCGCGUGAAUGUGGCCAUAAUGUUGUUCAUGAUGUGCCUCAUCAAUUAUAUGAUGCGCGUCAAUCUGUCCAUCAAUAUAAUUGCUAUGGUACAGGACCGAGAUGAGAAUGGCACACUUGUGGAACAGCCAGAUUAUGGCCACCGAUACGAUUGGUCGCAACAGGAUCAGGCCUUGCUGUUGGGCGGCUAUUUCUAUGGUUAUAUGAUCACCUCACUGCCAGGUGGCACGCUCGCCGAGAUGCUCGGUGGCCGCAAUGUGGCCGGCUAUAGUUGUCUUUUGGGCGCUCUACUGACUGCAUUGACACCGGUGGCCGCUGCCUGGGAUAAAUAUGCCGUAUUUGCAGUACGUUUCCUAAUUGGACUCGUUUCUGGUGUCGUCUAUCCCUGCUGUCACAAUUUGGUGUCAAAAUGGUCGCCGCCGGACGAGAAGGGCAAGUUUGUCGCCUCGCUGAUGGGUGGCACAUUCGGUACCGUCAUCACUUGGCCACUGUGCGGCCUCAUCAUUGAGAGUCUAGGCUGGGUCUGGGCCUUCUAUGCAGUUGCCAUCUUUGUGGUUAUUGUAGUGGGCCUGUGGUUCUAUCUGGUCAGCGAUACGCCGGCGCAGCAUAGCACCAUCAGCAUCAAGGAGCGGGAAUACAUUGAAAACAGUCUGGGCGGCACACUAGCCAAAAAGGCGAAAUGGCCGCCAUACAAACAGCUGAUAUUCUCCAUGCCAUUCUGGGCGCUGACUCUGUUGCAUUACGGCAGCAUGUGGGGUCUGUUCUUCCUGAUUACGGCCACGCCCAAGUUCUUAAGCGAAGUGCUCGGGUUCAAUCUGUCCUCUGCGGGUUUCCUGUCCAGUUUGCCACACAUUGCACGUCUAUUGGCUGCCUUUGGCUUUGGUUCCGUUGCGGAUUGGAUUCGACGCAAGGGCUGGUGGACUAUUACGUUCACCCGCAAGUUUUUCUGCAUACCCUCACACAUCUUGCCAGGCGUUAUGCUCAUAGUUUUGGCCUUCUGCGGACGCGAUCCUUACGUCUGUGUGGCUAUAAUGACCAUAUCGCUGGGCUUCAAUGGUGCUGCGACUUCCACAAACUUGGCCAACUCACAGGAUUUGGCACCAAACUUUGCGGGAACCAUGUACGGCAUCAUCAAUUGCCUGGGCACUACACCAGGCAUCUUCUCGCCAUUGAUUGUGGCCGCAUUUACCCAUGAAAAGAACACAAUCGAUGAGUGGUUCUGGGUAUUUGUGAUUGGCGCAGCGGCCUACAUUUUGCCUGCCAUAUUUUUCUGGAUCUUCGGGUCGGGGAAGAUACAAAAAUGGAAUGAGGUGCAGACCACCGAGCCAAAUGAGGAUGUUGUCAAUACAAAGUUGUAGUUUGUGCCUUGGCAAUUGGCUGUGAUGUUGUAGUACUAAUGCCAUAUAAUUAUGACGUACGUACGUUUGUAUAUAUGUUAAUGUACCUAUAUAGAGGGUACAUUAAUAACGAGUCCUAUUAAAGUUAAUGCUGUGUAUUUAUUUUUGUAAAA